CUCAGACAGCUAACAGGACCAAGCAAGACAAAAAAAACAAAAACACACGGGCAGCAAAAGCUGGAGAAGACGUGUUCAGACUCUGGGGUGAGGACGGAUUGAUGUGACUUUGUGGCGUCAUCUAAGAAAAUGGAUUACUUUGAGCAGGAGGAAAUAAACGAGGAACUUAUUGAGUUUACCAUUCGAGAGAGCAUUCAGGAUGCCUGCAGGCAGCAGGGGUUGGUACAAACAAACAGGAAAGAAGUAAACAGUGAGGACUUCCUGAAGAUAAUGGCAGCCAUUCAAAAGGGUGACGUGUAUGCGCUGCAGGGGCUGUCGGGCUGCCUGCCAGCCUUCAGAGAGAGGGACGGCAGGGGCUGGUUGGCUCUGCACGCAGCAGCCGUGCAGCCGCUGCAGGAUGUCCUGCGUGUGGUGCUGCAGGCGAUGACGUCCGCAGACCUGACCCUGGAGGAGCCGACGGAGGACGGGGACACGGCUCUGACCCUGGCAGCGGAGGCCGGCCUGAUGGCAAACGUCAAGAUGCUGCUGUUGCAAGGAGCCUCGCCGCACAGCACCAACGGCAGGAACGAGUCUCCUCUGCUGAUCGCGGUGAGGCAGCGGUCAUACGACAUGGUGGCGUCCCUCAUCAUGGGCGGGGCCUUUGUGGAGCAGGUGUGUCAGUCCAAGCGGACGGCGACCCACGAAGCUGCAAAGGUGGGUUGUCCAGAUAUUCUGAUGCUGCUCCUUCGACACGGAGCCAAAGUAACUGCCAGAGACAUUUAUGGGGUGACUCCUCUGGGGAUCGCAGCUGAAUUCAGCAACCCUCAAGCUUUGGACAUACUCAUAAUGCAUGGUAAAACACUCACACAAAGUGUGAUCCUUCACAUCAUGUCACCUUCGAUCAGACCCUUCUUGUAUUCUCCCUGUGCUCCACUAGGUGGUGACGUGAAUGCCCAGGCCAACAACGGAGACACAGUCCUGUAUGAUGCAGCUGGAUCUGGAAACCUGGACAGUAUCGAGCUGCUCCUGCAUAACAGAGCCAACCCAAACUUACCCAGCCACGGCUUCGAGCUGCCCAUCCACAGAGCUGCGUACGAGGGGCACAUACUAGCCCUGAGGACUCUCAUCCCCAUCACCACAAAGAAGGCUAUCCGGCUCUCAGGCCAGGACCCCAUCCACUCAGCAGCAGACGGGGGACAGGUCGAGUGUCUCCGGCUGCUCAUCCAGAGAGGAUUUGAUGUCAAUGUCUUGCUCAGCACACACAUCUCUGAGAACUACGGCGACCUCAGGAGGACUCCUCUGUUCUUCGCUAUUUCCAACGGGGAUGCCACCUGCGCCAAGAUGCUGCUAGAGGCUGGAGCAAGAACCGAGCUGGACCCACUGCGAUGCAUCCUAGUCGCUAUACGUGCUGAGAGGUACGACCUGGUGCAGCUGCUGCUGUCCUACGGAGCAGAGGUGAAUUGUUACUUCAAUGUGAUCAGCAACACGCUGUUCCCCACAGCACUGCAGUACUGCCUGCGGGACCGUGUCAUGCAGAGACUGCUGUUCAACAGCGGAUAUCAUGCUCAGAAGUGUUUCCAGUGUUGUCAUGAUAAGGGUGAAAUAAUGGACAGUACCUGGACGAACCUCCAUAACCUAGCCUACCAGGUUUACAGCAAAACUAAAGUCAUCACAUUCUGUGAGUUUGUAUCUGUAUCAUGGCUGGAACAUCUGGUUGGCGGCCUUGUGAGGAUGCUCCUGGACUACGUCAGCUAUGUCAGCAUCUGUCCCAACCUGGAGCGCAUCUUGAAGAAGACGCCCGAGUGGGAGGAGAUCUCUGACAUCAUGAGCAAGCCACGGUCUCUACAGCACUUCUGUCGACUGGUAAUCAGAGGUCACAUGAACCGCAGGACGCUGAAUGACCCCGAAGCCAUGGCUGCUGUCCCUUUUCCUCUGAGACUGAAGAACUAUGUGACCUACGGAGACUACGACCUGUACGAUGACCUCUCCUCGAAGUGAAACACAUUUAGUUUAUUAGAUUUAAAUACUAAUGAAAAAGCACUGGUCACUCUUUAAAAACAAGCUAGAUGAGAAUAUAUUGUCUCUCAAAGUCCUUCUAUAUUUCAUUUAAGUUUCAUAUAUAGUGUGUGAAUGUGAUUACUGUUUCUUAGUACAAUAUUCUAGACUGCAUUGCAAAACAUGAUAAGAACUGCAAAAUGCAUGUAAAGCACAUGAAAUAUCACAAUUUUUAAAAAUGUCCUGUACGCCCACACAAGUGUUUUCACUUUGCCCUAAUUAGACAUCUGCCCAAGAAGAAGUCGAGGAGGGAUUUAUACAAGGCCUUCAAACUAAAGCAACCAAUCAGAAUGAUUAAAGUGGAAGAUGUCCCGGCUUAACAGGUGCAACAGAGUGUGAGAGAUCAAGCGCGAGGUAUACCAGCCCACACAGCCCUCAGAAAAGGGGAAGGUAAUAGGGAAGGUUAAGUGAAAACACCUGUGUGGGUGGACAACAUUAUUCUCGCUUUGUGUUGUCUGUAGGUGUUCACUUUGCGAACAGUUGAAAAUUGUUAAUAUAUAUCUUUAAAAAUGAAAAAAAAAACAAAACAAAAACUGUACUAUUGAAGCUAACUUAACGAUGCCAAACCUAAAAUGCAACAGCUAUUUUUUUCCUUCACAAAGUCAAUAAAUGCUCCGACCUGA
This is a messenger RNA of Acanthopagrus latus (yellowfin seabream), 2657 nucleotides long. Its product is annotated as ankyrin repeat and SOCS box protein 15-like. Gene Ontology annotation, biological process: intracellular signal transduction; regulation of barbed-end actin filament capping. Gene Ontology annotation, molecular function: protein binding. Gene Ontology annotation, cellular component: nucleus; cytoplasm. NCBI's taxonomy places the organism in Eukaryota, Metazoa, Chordata, Actinopteri, Spariformes, Sparidae. The transcript is spliced from 13 exons. Bases 130 to 1977 code for a protein of 615 amino acids. The record is from RefSeq and is a predicted model, not a curated record.